Messenger RNA from Diachasma alloeum, 2204 nucleotides. RefSeq lists its product as uncharacterized. The record is from RefSeq and is a predicted model, not a curated record. Lineage: Eukaryota; Metazoa; Arthropoda; Insecta; Hymenoptera; Braconidae. The transcript is spliced from 3 exons. The coding region runs from base 10 to 1236 and encodes 408 amino acids.
CUAGGCGAGAUGAGCAGCAGCAACGGAGUAGGAUUUGGCCUGGGGGUUGGUGUGACGGGAGGAUCAAAUCCAGCAGUUGCCCAACAAGGACAGGGGAUUGCUGCAUUGUUAGUUAUGCUCGCUGUACUUUGCUUCAUAUUCGCAUACUGCUGUUGGGGAGCACCUUUUUGCAGAUCGUUGUGUAGGAAAUAUUGCUGUUGUCAAUUGGAGGACCCAGAGCCUGACUCGAGGUUUGGAAACAGUGAACAGGCGAUGGGUGCUACCCCUACGAUAAUUCUUCUGCCUCACGGAAGAAUGUUGGUGGUCGACGGAACUAUUUUUACUCAGUUUCAAGCUGAUACUACCGGGUUGGAUCUCGUAGAAUUGGGAGAAACUGUCAUCCGGGCACAGAGAAAUCCUCGAUGCGUUAAUAGGCAUCAGCUGCAAAGUAACCAGGGUAGUGUUCUUGAAAUGGAUGCUGAAACUCCGAGUAAAGAUAGUAUGGGAUCAAUAGGAAUCUUUCCUCCACCAACUUACGAAAGUAUUUAUGGAAAAGAUGAGGGUGGCAUGCCUCCAUCUUAUUCAGAUAUUCUCCUCUGCAGAUUUGCAAAUCUCCCGUACGAAAUUGAACUUCAGGAUCGUUGCACCAACAGCAAAGAGGACAUCGAGAUGCACAGCCUAGAAAGUUGUCCACAUGUCAUAAACAACACCAUGAGCAAUACGGCCUAUCAUCCCUAUGCGACUAUUGCAUCUUUUUCAAGUCAAAGUUUUCCACGUAGCAAUAUCUCAAGGAACUCCUCAGUAAUUGCAAACCCGAUGGAUGAUUUUUACAUUAACAACGAGCUGGGGGGGAUUUAUGCGAUCAGUCACAUAGACGUUCCCAUUUCAGGCCCAAGAAGACAUAUCUCCAACGAAGAACUGAGGCACCACAGUAACUUUAACGCCAUCAAUAUCCUACAGAACCCACUGGAAGUGGACAUGCGAUCCAAUGAAACUGUUAAUAUUAUUAAUGCCGAUACUCAUAACAGUAGGUCAAGGAGAAUUCAAUCGAAUCACAUAGACAUCAGAAAUGUGAGUUUCCAGGCGUUAGCAGCAACAAAUGGAGAAGUCACGGUGAAUAUUGAUACUCCUGAAGAUUUGAAUGAGACAAGUCCAAGGCCAGCUAUGAGGACGGGAGAAAUGGAUAAUAGAAUCAAUAAUGAUGAAGACGACAAUGAUUUUGGGGCACUAGCUGACAUUAGAGAAAGCAGAGUUUGAUUUCAGUGGGCCGAAAUCAAAAUUGAAUGGGUAACGAAAAUAAAUCCGAAACGGGAUUUGUUCAGUCUCAAAUAUACUGAGAGGGAAAAUUUUAAGAUCCAUUUCCCGAGAAAAAUUUAUUUGUAAAUUUGGUUGACUAGAAGAUCUUUUCACAUUCUUUCGUACAUGGAUUCUGUUCCUGGGUGUGAACUAUUGUUCAACAACAACAAGAAUAAAUAAUUGAAUAGGUGAUUGUCUGCAAUGAGCAGCAAUGAGCAAUGUUUGGACGAAACGAAAUCUAGAAAACAUCUUUGUAAAAAAUUUUCUAAAUUAAAAACGUAGACGUAAACAUAAUUUUGUUACGAACUAAAAUGUAAAAAAACCUUGGUUUUUUUGUUCCAAGGAUCCACUUACCAACGUUGACAUCGCCCGAGAGCCUUUAACCGCAACGAUGUUGGAUAUUGGACGUAGAGUGGAUUAUUUCAAUUGAAAACUCCGUGGAGUAUUCAGUUCGAAAUUUAUGUUGAAUUUGUAAAUCAUCAUCAUUUAGAAAAUGGUGAAGAACAAUUGGUGUGCAUUUUGAACGUGCGAUUCCAGUUCGAAAUCUUGCGUUCAAUUCCAAGUGGGUCGUAGGCCACCCGUGGUGUACCUCAUGUAUCACACGAAGAAAAAGUUCAGAGAAUAAUUACCUCAGAGCCCGUUAAAAUAGCUUAAUUUUAUGGCUGCGAACAUGUUACUUAGGAGUUAUUAAGGAUUUUUCUCUUUCAAACAAUAGCUAUUCACGCCAAGACUAGUUUUGGUAUCGUCUUGUCUCGUCUAAGUUUUUUGGAACGAGGUGGAGAUGAUACCGUCCAAGAGUCAUCGAGAAGCUACCUCGACGAAACUGCCUCUAGAGCAAGACGCAAGUCUCGUCGAGAGAAUGAAGAUCUUACGAGAGUGCUCACCAGGGUUAUACGCCUUACUAGAAAUUCAACUCGGCAAACCAUUCA